Messenger RNA from Tetranychus urticae (two-spotted spider mite), 4376 nucleotides. It is a transcript of the gene Lgr1, whose product is annotated as Leucine-rich repeat-containing G protein-coupled receptor 1. Gene Ontology annotation, cellular component: plasma membrane. Gene Ontology annotation, biological process: adenylate cyclase-activating G protein-coupled receptor signaling pathway; hormone-mediated signaling pathway; activation of adenylate cyclase activity. The record is from RefSeq and is a predicted model, not a curated record. Gene Ontology annotation, molecular function: G protein-coupled peptide receptor activity; protein binding; protein-hormone receptor activity. Lineage: Eukaryota; Metazoa; Arthropoda; Arachnida; Trombidiformes; Tetranychidae.
GAUAAACCUUUACUGAUUUUUUUCUGGUCAACUUUUACAUCAUUUUCAUUUGCUACUUGAUUUAUAAUGCUUUUGUCCAAUUUCGUCUUUUACUUGCUUAACAAGUUUACUUCUAGUUUUUUGCUUCUUUAACACCUUAAUUGUAACAAGUGACAAUGGCCAUUACCUCAUCGACUACAGCAUUAAUAAUGUCAAGUCCAGUUAAUUGGAGACAUUUGUUUCUCUUCUCACUCAUUUUUUGGUCCAUUUCAAGUCAAAUUGUUUCAAUGUGGAUAUUGUUGAUGUUGAAUGGUUUUACAUUAAGUUCAGGGUUUACUUUGACAACCAAGAAACCCAUCAACUCGAAUCAUGAUUCAAGGCAUUUACCUCGAGGCUGGUUCGGAGCAAUCCCUGAUGAUGAUGCCAGUAAUCACAAUAAUGAUGAUAAUGAUGAAGUUGCCCUUGUGGUUGAAAAUGUCGACCCAAGUGAAGAGGCAAAGAAGGACGAAAAAGAUCAUUUCUUCCAUGACAAUCAAACUCCAUCAAGUGUACCCAGUGAUAAGUCAAACAUCGAUGGGCAAUCAAGUGAUGUCUCGGUUGACUUUAGCCAUUCCUUUAGCCCAACAAAUCCAUCCAUUGAUUCACAUUUUUCAACCUCUUUGCCAACAUCUUCAACCAAGCAAACCUUUUCUUUUGAAAAUAGUUCUGAUGACUGGGUGACAACUGAUUUAGUGUACAAUAAUUCUGAUGAAAAUGAGAAUGAAGUUGACCAACAGAAUAAAGUAAAUGAAGAAGAUGGGUUCAUGAUUCGCGGGUCAAGUGAAACUCAGGAAGAAGCAACUGCAUUUGAUAAACACUUUUGUGCCUGUAAAAAUGAAACAACUCACAGUUGGGAUCAUGUUGAAAUAUCAUGUAAAUGUUUCGGUGAAACAAUAGUGGACAUACCUAAUCACCUGACGAAAGGAGUCGCGAAAUUAUCGAUGAUCUCAACGGGAAUCCAAACUCUUGUUCAAAAUGCCUUUCACUCUUAUUCAGCCUCAUUGAAAGAUUUGUAUUUGGAGUCAGUAAAAAAGUUGCGUUGGAUCGAACCAGGUGCUUUCAACAAUCUUCCUUUUCUUAGAACAGUGUACAUAAAACAAGCACCUUUGUUGAAGUUCAUUCAUGACGGAGUCUUCUUUGGAAGCUUCCCAAAAUUUCAAGUUCUAAAAAUCAUUCAAUCUGGACUGGAAGUUUUACCGUCAAUGAAAUACUUCGAAACUAAAGGAAUAAUUUCACUUUUAGAUUUUGACAGCAAUAGAUUAAAAAAUAUAUCAAGUGCUUCCAUUCGUGUUCGAGCAAGUAACAUGAUUUUAGAUUACAAUAGCAUUGAAAAGGUUUACAGUUAUGCAUUUCUCGGUUCACACAUUGCCAAGUUAAGUCUCAAAGGAAAUCGACGAUUAGUAACAAUUGACGAUGAAGCUUUUGUUGGAUUAAGAAAUUUGGCCAAAUUAGAUUUAUCAGAGACGAGUAUAACUCGAUUACCAACGAAAGGAUUGGAGGAAGUUGAAGUGAUCAAGAUUGUUGAUACUUUUACGCUCAAAGUAUUUCCAUCCGUUUUUAAUUUUAAAAAUUUAAAGGAAGCUCAACUCACUUAUCCAUACCAUUGUUGUGCAUUUAAAUUUCCUGCAACUCACGAUCCAAAAGAGUUUGCAUCUCGAGUUUUUGAAGAGAGAAGGAAUUGCCGCCAAGGGACGUCUGGUUCCACAGUUUUAUCAACACCAUCAUCAACAACAACUGUAGCAACAACUUCAACAACUUUAUUGACGAGUUUACAUUCAUUGGUAAGCCGAUCUACUUCACCAUUUACAGAUGAUUCAUUUGAUGAAAGAAACCAAGAGAAUGUCUUCAAUGAUAAUUAUCAUGAAAAACAGAAUUUGAUCAACAAUUAUGAACUUAAAUCCAAUGGUGAUCUGAUUGGUUCUUACUGGAAGUUUAUUGGUGAUGGAAUAAAACAUUAUACUCGACGAUUAAAUUCACUGCUAAGUGAUAACAAUUUUAUUGGAUCAAUAAAUUCCCAAAAGAGUAUCGAGUCUUCCUCUUUGCUUUUCAGUGAUAAUAUUAUUAGUGAGGAUGAACAGGAUGAGAAUGAGGAUAAUAAUAAUGAAAAUAAUGAAAAGGAUAAAAUUGAUGAUGAUAAUGGUGCAAGAGAUAAGAUGAGGAGAGAAAUGAAAAAUCAUUUAGACGAUAGCGUACGGUUCAAUAGUUCAUCCAUCAUCAACUCUAACAGUUUACCUAAUGGUGAAUAUAUUACAACAACCUUAAGCCCUUUAAUGGAUCAAAGUAUUUUUGGUAAACUGAUUGUCAGUCCAUCAGAUGCAAUCGAUCAAAAGGUGAACUCUUCAUCCAUCGACAUUUUGGCUGGCGCUCUUAACCCACAAUCACCGGGUUUCGGGCAAGUUCAACCAUCCAUCUUUGAGCUGCCCAAUGAACAACUAAAGCACAGUGAAGGUGAUUUCAUUGGACAGUUUCAUCCAACAGCGGCCUCUGUUUUACCAGAGAAACCAAUUCAUGCCUUUUGUGGUGAAUACGCUCAAAUAUUUCGUGAUAUAAAAUGUUCACCUGAACCUGAUGCAUUCAAUCCUUGUGAAGAUGUUAUGGGAAAUUUAAUGCUUCGCAUUGCCGAUUGGAUCAUAUCCAUUGCUGCCGUUUUAGGCAACUUGGCUGUUAUGGUUGUCCUCAUGUCGGGAAGGUUUAAAAUGAAUGUUUCCAAGUUUCUCAUGUGCAACUUGGCGUUUGCCGAUUUCUGUAUGGGCAUCUAUCUGCUUAUAAUAGCAAUCAUUGACAUUCACACGGUUGGAGUUUACUUCAACUAUGCCAUUGACUGGCAACACGGAUUGGGUUGCAUGAUAACUGGCUUUAUAACCGUGUUUGCCAGUGAACUCUCAAUCAUUACCCUGACUGUGAUAACAUUGGAACGUUGGUAUGCGAUAACGCACGCAAUUCACUUACACCGUCGCCUCAAGUUGAACCUCGCAGUUAAGACAAUGAUCGGUGGUUGGAUUUACUCGCUGUUGAUGGCGUCCCUUCCCUUGUUUGGCAUCUCGGGAUAUUCAAAGACAAGCAUCUGUCUUCCAAUGGAAAACAAAGACACAGUCGAUAUCAUUUACUUGAUUACACUUCUCUCAUUCAACGCUUUGGCCUUUCUUUUAAUAACUGCUUGUUAUGGCAAAAUGUAUCAUGCAGUUGCAAGUCAACAUGGAAGGAUAACGGCAAACGAUCAAACAAUAGCCAAAAGAAUGGCUCUUUUGGCAUUAACCGAUUUUGCCUGUUGGGCACCGAUUGCGUUCUUUGGUCUAACUGCUGUCGCUGGUUAUCCCUUGAUCAACCUUACCAACUCGAAAAUUUUACUAGUCUUUUUUUAUCCUCUCAACUCGUGUGCCAAUCCUUUUCUUUAUGCAAUUUUGACCAAACAAUAUCGAAGAGACUUUUUCAUUCUCAUCUCAAGGUAUGGUCUGUGUAGAGGAAGUGCUGCCAGGUACAAGGGAACCUCAAAUAACUGUAAACAUCGUCGUAAAGGAUCGUGUAAAAAAGGAAGAUUUUGCCAAGUAGCCUAUGAUUGUCGAACUGAUAGACACAAGUGUAAACGAUGUCGCCAUUGUCUCCAUUCAAAUACUUCUUCGGAGGAAAACUCGUCUCGAUCCGUCAUCUAUUCGGCAAUUGAACUUUAUCCAGAUAGCAGUGUAAGUGGGGAUUCGGUGCAUGAAGUUUUGAAGAUGGGUCACGUUAUUUGUGAUGACAAACAGCAAAGUUGUUCACAUCAUCAUCACCACUACCAUCACCAUUACCAUCACCACAAGUCCAACAAGGAGAGUAAAAAGUUUCCCAAUCACCGUCCAAUAAGCCAAACAACAAUAAUUUAUUCAGAUGACGAGAGCAAUUCAUCAAUCUCAUUAAAGAAAAGUCCAUUGAUCAUUAAAAAUGGCAAGGAAUUGCGACGCCUUCCAAGCUCCGAACGUGAUGAAGUACUGAGAAAAAUGUUGGGUGAUUCGACUCUUGCACCAACAACUGCGGGUAAAAAUGUUGUCCCAAGCGUUUGGACAACAUCAAAUUCUUGUACAAGCAUCCACAAGAGCCAUAAAAAUUGCACCUCAUGGAUCCAGCGAGACAGUUCAUCGGGUGAAAAAAGUUCUGCUGGAAACAACAAUUCUUCAAGCAAUGGAACAGCCAUUGAAAUUAUCAAGCGUGAAAAGAGAUGUUAUUGUUGUAAACAUUGUAAACGGAUUCCCAUUGAAAAUGGUAGCUUUGUGUUGAGCAGUCAUUCGAAUAGCGCAGCUGAUGACACUGAAAUUUGACAAUCUAUUAAUCCAACAUGAAAAUCAUCUCAAGUUACAAAAUAAAAAUUUUGUUUCUCUUUUUAA